CGGCAGGAGGGCAGCGCCGCCCGCUCCGCGCUGCCGCCGUUUGGUGUGUUUACCUGCCCUGCGGGAGCCGCGGUGGGAGCGGCGCAGGCAGCGCGGGGCGGGGGUGGGGGGUCGGCAAAGGAGAGCGGGAGCGACCUCGGCCGUGAGACGAGAAAAUGGCGUCGGCAAAAACCCCGCCUUGUGCGCGCUGCACGGGGGCGAGGGGGGUGGGAGGGCGGGGCUCUCGCGAUGCCUAAACGCGCGCGCGACGCGCACCGCCUAUUGGCUGCUGGGGCGCGCGGGGUUUUUGGGGGGCUGCACCCCGAGAGCGGCCGCGCCCUUCCUCCCCGCCCGUCCCCCCAUCCCUGCCCCCUCCCCGGCAGCCGUGGGAGCCGGGGCCGCCCCGCCGGUACAGCCCUCUCGUCCCGGGAAGUUUAGCACCUUGGUCAUCCUUUCUAAGGGGUUAAACACGAUCCAGACAGUUAGGCAGCCUAAUAUCUCUUCAAUAUUUGUAUCAAUGAUCUGGAUGCAGGAGUUGAAUGCACCAUUAACAAGUUUGCUGAUGAUAGCAAACUGGGAGGUGCUGCUCACUCUUUUGAGGGACAAGAGGCCUUGCAGAGGGAUCUAGGUAGAUUGGAGCAUUGGAGAAACAGCAAUAGCAUGAUGUCUAGCCAGUCCAAUUGCCGGAUUCUGCACUGAGGAUGGAGUAAUGCGACGUGCGAGUACAAAAUGGAAGACAAAUGGCUGGAGAGCAGCCCUGCAGAAAGGGAUCUGGGGCUGCUGGUGGACAUCAGGCUCAAUGUGAGUCAGCACGGUGCCCUGGCAGCCAAGAGGGGCAACCGCAUCCUGGGGAGCAUCAAACACAGUAUAACCAGCCGGUCAAAUGAGGGAGUUCACUCUCUUAACUUAAAAAAAAAUGUCUACAUCUAAUGUUGCAGCAAGAGUGGAAACUUGGCUUUCAUCGACAUGGCAUGUUAAAGUUCCUUUGACAUGGCUGGAAGCAUGUAUUAGUUGGAUCCAGGAAGAAAAUGGUGGUAAUAACUUAAGUCAAGCUCAGAUUAACAGACAGGUAUUUGAGCAAUGGCUUCUUACUGAUCUAAGAGAUUUGGAAUAUCCCAUUUUGCCUGACUGCAUCUUAGAUGCUCCCAAAGGAGAGUUAUCAGGCUUCUACUCUAUACAGAUUGAUUCACUGCUUGAUGUUAGCCAGCCAGCGUAUUCCCAGUUGCAGAAGCUAAGAGGGAAAAAUACUGUAAAUGAAGAAGUAACAGCCAGCACACAGGCUUUCCCGAAGCCCUGGGAAGCAAAGCCUACUCGAAUGCUGAUGCUGCAACUAACUGAUGGGGUACACCAAAUUCAGGGCAUGGAGUAUCAACCAGUGCCUGUCCUUCGCAGUAAUCUUCCUCCUGGAACAAAAAUCACUGUACAGGGUAAUAUUGCAUAUCGUCUUGGAGUCCUUCUGCUUAAACCAGAAAAUGUGAAACUGUUGGGGGGUGAAGUGGAUGCUUUUCUGGAGGAGUAUUCUCAGGAAAGAGUCCUUGCUAGAUUAAUUGGAGAAACUGAAAACCCUAGUUCUGUUGGACAAGCUGGUCACAACCAAACUGUUUCAAGGCCUGUGGAUGAAUUAGAACAAACUCCAGGCCCUUCGGAUGAAGAGCUUUUAGCCAGUCUUGAUGAAAAUAAUGAAUUUAGUUUAAACAACAGAACAUCUUUAGAAAGUGGAUACUGCAGUAGAAGCAACAAUUUUAGUACAGCCUCAGGUUCACUAACCGCGCACAGUGGAAAUAUUUUGCUAUGGGAGUCUGGAGGUCCUUUGCCUCAUUCAGAUGAACGAGUUUCACCUCCCAUAGAAUAUGUCGAUGGCUUUCCUUUAGAAGAUGACUUUCUUUUGGAAGAAGAGAUGCAAAGAGAGCUGGAGGAAGUGCCACCAGUAGUCAUGAACAGAAACAUAGGUUUAAUUACUGAGAGAAUUCCACACACAUCUAGGAGCUCCUGCAAUUCAUCUUUAAAUAGCAUUUGUGAAAAAGGCGAUAUGAAUGAAAGAGACAAGCCUGUAGAAGCUACCAGCAAGCAAAAGACUUUUGGAAGAACAGUAUCUGAUGGAGAUGGAAAUAGUAUGAGUAACUUUUCACGGCACAAGAGUGUACAUCAGACCUGCAGUUCUGCAGAUUUUUCUUUGGAAAAUCCUCUUGAAGAAAGGCAGAAUGACACAAACCUAGAGGACAGCAGAUAUAAAUCCCAGCACACUUCUGACAGCAGGCUGUUAAAUGAUGAUCCUGUAUUUUUCUCAAAAACAGAUCCAGAAGCAGAUCAGCAGAAGCAUGAUUCACUGACCUUUCCUUGCAGAUCAGUAGAGGCACAUCUAGAUUUAGAUUCUCCACCUUUCACAUAUAUUUCCCUUCUCCUUGCAAAAAAAACAGAAACUGUUAGAAUUCUGAAAGUUAAAUGUUUUAUUGUUACUCUCACUGGAAACCUCACAAGCAGCAAUGGGUCCUGGGGUAUAAAGGCAAAAAUUUCUGAUGGUUCAGCCUAUCUUGAAGUAGAUUUUGCUGAUGAUAUUCUAACAAGUUUGAUUGGCUUUUCAGUGCCUGAAAUGAAUAGGCUGAAAAAGGAUCCAGCUUUACAUCUGAAGCUUAAGGAUGGUUUAGAGAAAUGUCAAAAACAACUGAUAGAUCUCUGUUGUUUGAUGACUAUAGAGUUUAAUCCACUUCAGUCAAAAGCCACUGUGUUACUUCUCCAGGAUGCUGAUGCAAGGCAUCUAGAACAAUUGAAGAAACGUUUGAAUAAAUAAGGUGUGCAAACUUGCAGACUGUAUAUUGGGGAGCAUUUAAGUCAUAUUUCCCCUGAAGGACUGUUGAAAGUUAAAGUUUAAAGUUAAAUGGUAUGUCUUUUAUCAGAAAAAAUAAUGGAAAAAUGAGAUGAGGAGAUGACUUGUUGUAGCAAAACUUAGCAGUUUGGUUGUUAUGGUGAUAGUAUUGAAAUAAACUUUCAAAUAUUUCUGUUUUGAUUUAAAAUACUCUUGUAUUGUUUUCAUUCUGCAAAAUCCUCAGUGUCCUCGACUGGUGAUCUGGAGUAGCAGAAUUUGUCAGGAAAUGGGUAACAACAAAAAAUUAUCUUGUUAUUAUACUUUUUCAAGGAUGAUUACUUAUCUGAUUUUUAAAAGGUAGCUACAGGAGACUGUUAGUCUUUUCUUGGAGGAAAGCAGUUGAAUAAAUUUAAACAAAAAAUUAUUGUUUAAAUGCAGUCAUUUCUGACUAUUCCAACCUGAAAAUUCGAAUACAUAUUCAGUGUGCAAGAACCUGAAGUGUAGAGAAAUGAAAGAUUUUCUUCUAAAUGUUCAAGGGGAGGGGGGAAUACCACCCUAUACAUAAGUGAGAUUAAAAGCUGUAUAUCUUUUUAAACAAUUUUUUAAAGUGCCAAAUAUUUUUAAAUCUUUUAUUAACAGAAUAGAAUGAUUGUAACAUGGGGAAUCUAUUUCUUGUCAUGUUAAUGUUAAUCAUUACUAAUAGUUUUGAACCCACAGGCAAGGCCACCUUGUUUAUUCUUAUGAUUACUUGUCUAACCUUUUCAUAGCGUAGUCAAAACUUUUGCUACAAACCUGUUGUAUAUGUAUAUUUAAUGUUGGUCUUAAUUUUGAUUGAUUUUUUUUUUAAUUUCUGCUUUUAGAACGUAUAGAAAUAAAUGUAUUAAAACUUUAAUUUAAACUUUGGUGGAAACUGUUUAGUCACUUUAAAAGAAAAAUAUACACCUUGUUGAGUGUAUAGAGUAUCAGAAUUGGAUUAAUUGGGUUUUUUGUUCUUCCUUUUCCUUCUUCCCAUCUUUUUCCCUUCUCUUGUGUUGUUUGUUUUUUUUUUCUUUGAAAUUAGAAGAAUUAAAAUUCUAGUAGGAGUAGAGGACGAAUGACAGGAGAUGUCUGCGCAGUGUUGAUAGUGUUUCCAAAGAAUGUAAAAUUGGUAGCCAGGAGAGGGCUUUUUCAAUUGGACUGUCAGCAUCUUUUCCCAAAGCCUUUUCUUUUCCUGAACAAUGUCUAUUAGACUGUUGGGAAUUGCUGUGAGAGACUGUCAGCGUUGUCCUACUGCCCCGUCCCCAACUGAGAAGCAUCCUUUGAGACUCCAAAUGGCCUAAGGAAAACUAGCGGUAAUUUGCUAAGUAAGGUAAAAAUGGAGGAAGAAUCAUGAGCUUUUCCAGGCUCAAGGCAUGAGCUUUUUUUAGGCUUUAUUUUAUACAGUUUAGAAAUGCAUAAAUUCCUGUGUCCCUGUCCUUGCUCUCCUCCCCUUUCCCUCCCGGCUGUGAAGAGAACCUGAGCAAACCAUAACUCUCUGAGUCGUCUUUGGGUUUAUUUUCUGAGGCUGUUGGGAAUUGCACAUUGUUUAGAACUGCAGCAGCUAAAGCUUUUGCUUGUGUGGAAUAUAUAUUGCUGGAUCUUCAGUUACAGUAAAAAUUGCUUGUUUGUAGGAAACUGGCCAAGCUUCAUCUCAUAUAAUCCUUGUAAAAGGUAGUACAGCUGACUGUAAACCUGUAGUGCAGUUUUCUGGAAACACUUCUUUUAUGGUGAGUUAUGGGAACUUCCUUUGAAGUUUUAGCCUUACCAUACAAACGCAUAGGAAAGUUUAAAGUUCAAACUAAAUGAAUAAUCCACAGAUUUUAUUCUACUUGUACAAAGCAAGAGGAAUGUCACUCAAAGGAAGCAAUCAAAUUAAGUGUUGUUUUUGUUUCAGCUGAUGCAGUCACAGGGGCCCUUCUUUUUCUGCAUUUGUGUUAAGGUUUGGUCAUCACCUAAAAAGUUCAUGCAUCUUCCGUCCUCUUCCCUUCCCCGCCCCCCCCCGGCUACUGCCUUAAAGGCACUGUUAAUUGUCUGACUUUUCCUUCUCCCCUUGCCCCCAUUGUGUCGUCAUUUUCAGGAUGUUCUUCGUGAAGGGAUACUCCUGUGCCUCUUCUCCAUGGCAAGCAAGAAGGUAAAUCUCAGUACGGCUAGCUGUUUAGAGCUUGACUGCUCUGUAGAUAUUUCAGUGCAAUUUUCUAGCAUAUAUUGAUUUCAGAACUAUGUUUAAGCUUUCAGAAUCAAUGAAAAGUAUUGCAUAGUUUUUCAGACAAGAACAGGAAUGAAAUAAAAAUUAUUUUGAGAAAACACGCUUAGUUAAGAGCAGUGUGUCAAACAGAAAAUGGCAUAUGUGGCCGUGUGUAGCCGUCAUUGGUUCAUGCCUGUUCACUUUAUUGCCUCUCAGAACCAACUUCUCUAUUACUAGUCUUAAAGCUUUUGUGCUGCGCGUGGGUAAUUUGUGUGUGUGUGUUGCCUCAGCGUGGCAAGCAGUGGUGUGUGUCGCAGUCCUUCAGGUGACCAGACUUCUUGCAGGCUGAAUUCGGAGAACAGUCUGCAACCCCAGCUGACGGCGGUAGUGCCGGGGGGCAGAGGUAUGGCCACACUCCUGCUGGGGCGUGCAGAGGAAUUCCUGUGCGAGCUGCAGAAGGCAAUUGUCGUGGCAGCUGCUCUCAUGAAUUUCACGUAGCCUUCUAGCAGAAAGCAGUUCCUGCUCUUUCUGUCCUCUCUUCUCCGUGUUGUUUUACAAACUCACUUCUUGCUAACAUUCUUUCAGCUGCUAAGUAGGCUUCCGCGCCUGCAGCGUAUCUGACUGUGUGCACUUUUGAAAGCUGUAUUGUUCAGGAAUGUUUUCAUAUUAAUGGGAAAAAUAAACCGUAUUUUUUCAUUGCUAAUCACAAUGGAAACUUCUGACUAAUUAAGUUGAAAAGUAUGAAACCUACAAUGUUUUGGAUGUUGUUAUAUUAAUGAUGAAAGUUUGCUCUUCCUGCCUUUCUUACAGUUAUUAAAGAAAAUGAAAACAAUAAAUUGAUUAUGGUGGUGCCAGGUACCAGGUGCCAGAAUAUCCCAUUUAAAAGCUUUGUUACUAAGGCAAGGCAGUAGAAAGAAGAAAGUUCUCAGGAAUUUUGUUGCACCCUGCUUCCUUUAAAGGUAUUCACUCUCAAACUGUAGAACAAGACAGUGGUUUCACUGAAGAACGUGGCAGGUUUCCAAAUGACCUAGGCUGGCAAGAACAGUUUGAGGACUAGCCUAAUCCUACCGAUACCAGUUUUGCCACAAGGAUGCGUGUCGUUAUAACCCAGCAACUUCCUUCUUGUUGAAUGCAAGCAGUGUCCUGAGGAAGUAACAGCUCGUUGAGAUAAUGUCAUUUUAACGUAUCAGUUAGGAAUAUUAAGGGAUUUCUUAAAGAGUGUGUUGUACUGAUCCAGUACUGUGACUUCACACUAAAAUAAUAAUGUAUUUCAGGUCAUAUCAGUAGGAAAAAUUUUCACAAUAGCUGAGUAUGGAACAAGAUUAGAUAGAACAGUAAACAUAACAUUUCGUUUUAAAUAUAAAGCCCUAUUUCUUAAUGUCUUGCUGUAAUGCCAUGCAUUUCUGUUUAGAACAAAAUGGAAAUAACUUUUAAGCUUUUUGUUAUAGGGAUGGAAGAGUGAUUUCUAGUACAGGACUUCCGAGUUAUCUGGUGGCAAGCAAACUUAAAUGUAUUUACCUGGGAGGAAAGGGCAAAAUGGACUUUAAGAUGUAAAUAGUACUGCAUUUCUGAUCCAUUUGUCUGUAUUAUGGUCCUAGAAGGAACAGAAUGCCAACAGUAAUGACAGCAAAUGAGAUGUUAAGGGCAGCCCGACAUUGCAACUCUCUUUAAUUCACCAGGAGGUAGAAGUUUCCAACAAAUCAGCUUCUCAUCUACAUGUAUGUGUGGCAUACUCUUGCAUCAGUGUGUCACUUUUUAAUCUUUUCUUUCCUUAAUGUCCUGGUUUGAGGUAAAACAAACCCAAUUUUCUUUUCAGUGAUUUUACUUUUCAGUUAAGCUCUUCUAACUAACUGCACUCUCUGAAGUUAAUGGUAUGUUUUUCAGACAGUGUCGGCUGCUAGCGGUGAUAAGGCUGGAUGUUUGUAAUUCAUACCAAGGAACGGUACCCAGAGAGGCUCCUGCUUGUAUUAAUUUCUGGAACACUCAAGGUCAGGUAACUUUGUUGUGUGCCCCAUUGGAGGGUUGAAGUGGGAGAGCACAGAGGGGUCCCACCUGCAGGGAGGAGCGGACAGGAUGGGAGACCCAUAACUGACCCACGGGGUAUUCCAUCCCAUCGGCAUCAUGCUCGGUAUAAAAGCUGAGGGAUCAAAGGGUCAGCUCUUUCUGCGAUGGCCAGCAUCCAAGGAAGACUCUGUUCAUCUGCUUUCGAUCCCGAUCCCUGCAUUCCUGAAUCCAUAUCCAAAAUCCAGUUCCCUUCCAUCGCUGAGUCCAGUCUGGGACUUUACCGGUGUCGUGAUCGUCAUCCUGGGAGCUUGAUAUGGUUUUGUUCAUUCGGUGGCCAGUCCAGCCCAAACCAUGACAGUAUUGU
Messenger RNA from Chroicocephalus ridibundus (black-headed gull), 7353 nucleotides. RefSeq names its product RecQ mediated genome instability 1 (gene RMI1). Lineage: Eukaryota; Metazoa; Chordata; Aves; Charadriiformes; Laridae. Gene Ontology annotation, molecular function: nucleotide binding. Gene Ontology annotation, cellular component: RecQ family helicase-topoisomerase III complex; nuclear body. The record is from RefSeq and is a predicted model, not a curated record. The coding region runs from base 896 to 2767 and encodes 623 amino acids. Gene Ontology annotation, biological process: resolution of meiotic recombination intermediates; double-strand break repair via homologous recombination. The transcript is spliced from 3 exons.